Messenger RNA from Dichotomopilus funicola, 1848 nucleotides. RefSeq lists its product as uncharacterized. The record is from RefSeq and is a predicted model, not a curated record. The transcript is spliced from 2 exons. Lineage: Eukaryota; Fungi; Ascomycota; Sordariomycetes; Sordariales; Chaetomiaceae. The coding region runs from base 1 to 1848 and encodes 615 amino acids.
AUGUCGCCCGCAUCACGAGCGUCUCUUCGCGCUUCGUGCUCUCCUCCCCCGAGGCGCGAAGUAUUUUGCCUUGAAGAACACGCUAGGGAGCUAAGAGAUAGACUGGAACGCCUCGAAGCCAAAGAUGUCCCCAAACGCGACGCCAACUUCAAGGCAUACUCGGCUACCUUCAACGAGAGGAUCCAGGCGCUGGCGGCCCAGCGUGAUGAGCCGAUGGAAAAGGUCGAGGAUAUCCUUGAUGAUCCGUUUACCGGAGAGAAAACCGUAAAACCCACCGGCCCGCCGCCCACCUACGACCGUCUCGUCGGCGCGCCCAUCACCCCCUCCCGACCACGAGGUCCGCCGCGAGGCGUUCCCAAACCGGAUCGGUAUAUACGCACAGCGCUCACUGUACCUGCGCCGUUCCAGCCCAAGCCCGCUUCUCUUGUUGGACAGCCUGCCCCCCCGCGGCGUCUUCCUACGCCGGCGCAGUUUCGACCUCCUGUUGGCCCGCCCACCUACAACAACGGCGGCAGCACCACCGCGGCGAACAACACCACAAGCAACAACGCCAUGUACGGUUCCUCCCGACGACCAGCGCCGACACAACCACUCCCUGGAUUCGCCCAUCGCAGCGACCCUUUCGUCUCGCGGGCCACGCUCCCGCCUCCUUCAUCGGCCCAGACCAGCCUCCCACCACGUAGGCCAUCUGGGAUUGCCGGAGUGGUCCAGAAACAACAACAACAACAACAACACCAACGAACCGGCCAAGUAGCGGCGACGGCCCGGCCACCGGUGGCUCGCCCUCGGGGUAUGGGACUGGGACUCAGCAGCGCGGCUGAGCGGCACUGUCGGGAGGCGGCUGCUGCUGCGUUGAGGGCUCGUGGGAGGGUUGUUCCGCCGGGGCUGGUUGGUUCUGAUGCGACGCUUGGUCGGGAGUGUCGGGCGCUGGGUCGGAUUCAGAGCCAAACCCAGAUCCAGACCCAUACCCAGGCCCAGAGUCAGGGUCAGAAGUAUCCGCCCUCAUCGUCAUUGUCGGGUAGUUUCCCCGGCUACCUCUCGUUCAAGACUCCAGCAGCAGGACCAGCAACAGGAAGACUAACAGGACCGACAACAACCCGUCCCACGUCAACGGCCUCCCGCACCCCGCUGCGUCGACCACCUUCUCCUCGACCGCCUCAUCUCGGAAGUGGACUGGCUGAUGAUGUCCAGUCCGAUCGGCUCAUCUCCCGGUUGAUUGCGCGGCGGGCAGAGGCCAACAGACGGCGGAAUGAAGAGUUGGAGCAGGGGGAGCAGGCGGAGCGGUCGGGUGGUGUGCCGGUUGUGAGGAGGCCAAGAGCGUCGUUUGCUGAGGAUGGCGCUAAUCUUCCUCCUCUGGGUCAUGCUCGCAACGCUCCUCACAGGCCAGUAGCACCUGGGUCAGAAAACCCUUCGACACUAGUUCCCAACCGAGCCAACCCAGCCCCAGCACCUCCAGCCGCCAGACCAACCGCCAGACCACCCCACAAACCAACACCUCAACCAGCCCUAAAACCAGCCCUAAAACCAGCCCUAAAACCAGCCGAGCCCACCUUCACAACAGCCCCCAUAAUAACCGGUCCCUUCCCCCUCCUCCCAAGCCAACCCAUAAAACUCCUCUUCGAAGAAAACAACAUGCACGCCGGCGCGCCCAACGGUGGUAGAGGGCCCAACAGUGGUGGAGGACCAGCCUGGGUAGCGUUACCAUGGGAUGUGACGAGGAUGCGACGGUUUGUACAGCGACUGGAGGGGGAGGAUGAGGAGGGGAUGAGGGGGAGGGGGUCGCCUGUCGCUUUUGGAGGGGGAAUGAGGGGGAGGGGGAGAAGGGGGGGUAUUGGUAAGCCUAGGUAG